Messenger RNA from Aspergillus chevalieri, 1542 nucleotides. Its product is annotated as MFS transporter. The coding region runs from base 1 to 1542 and encodes 513 amino acids. The transcript has 3 exons. Lineage: Eukaryota; Fungi; Ascomycota; Eurotiomycetes; Eurotiales; Aspergillaceae. The record is from RefSeq and is a predicted model, not a curated record. Gene Ontology annotation, molecular function: nitrite transmembrane transporter activity; nitrate transmembrane transporter activity. Gene Ontology annotation, cellular component: membrane. Gene Ontology annotation, biological process: nitrate transmembrane transport; nitrite transport.
AUGGACUUUGUGAAACUGCUUUUUGUUUCUCCGGAAGUCAACCCCAGCAACCGGAAAGCCUUGUCAAUUCCCGUCUUCAAUCCCUUUGACAAGUAUGGCCGUGUUUUCACAUUCUCAUGGCUGGGAUUCAUGGUUGCGUUCCUCUCGUGGUACGCAUUCCCACCCCUGUUGACGGCCACAAUCAAAAAUGACCUGGGCAUGAACCAGGGACAGGUUGCAAACUCGAAUAUCGUUGCUCUCCUCGCCACACUCCUAGUCAGACUCAUCGCCGGACCACUAUGCGAUCGCUUCGGCCCCCGUCUCGUCUUCGUCGGCCUUCUCCUCUGCGGCUCCAUCCCGACUGCCAUGGCCGGCCUCGUCACCAACCCCCAAGGUCUGAUCGCAUUGCGCUUUUUCGUUGGUAUCCUGGGAGGCACGUUUGUCCCCUGUCAGGUCUGGUGUACCGGGUUCUUUGACAAGAAGAUUGUUGGAACUGCCAAUUCCCUGGCUGGUGGAUGGGGGAACUCUGGUGGCGGUAUUACCUAUUUUGUCAUGCCUGCAGUGUAUGACUCCCUCGUCCAUUCUCAGGGCCUCGCGCCACACAGGGCAUGGCGAGUCGCCUAUGUGAUUCCAUUCGUUAUCAUUGUGGCCCUGGCUUUGGCUAUGCUUUUCACCUGCGACGAUACCCCAAUGGGCAAAUGGUCCGAACGCCACAUCUGGAUGAAGGAGAAUAAUCUCCAAGCCGCUAAUGUGAACAUCGUCGACAUUACCCCCAGAAAUCCCUCAAGCCGCACAUCCGGCGCACCCUCCAUAAGCCAGGUCGUCGCCGUCUCCGACGUCGAGAAGAAGGGCGCAGAAACACCCAACAACAUUGUUGACACCGAAGCUCAAACAACAGGACAAGUUGGCAUCCUCCACACAGCCACAACACCUCCAACUCCCUCCCAUAAAGAAACUCUCAGCAUCAUGUUCAGCCUCUCCACCCUUGCCGUCGCAAUCCCCUACGCCUGCUCCUUCGGCUCCGAGCUCUCCAUCAACUCCAUCCUCGGCGACUACUACGCCCAGAACUUCCCUUACAUGAGCCAGACCCGGACAGGACAAUGGGCCGCCAUGUUCGGGCUGCUGAACAUUGUCUGCCGUCCGGCUGGUGGCUUCGUCGCAGAUUUUGUGUAUCGAUAUACCGAAACAGUCUGGUCGAAGAAAAUUCUUCUGGUGUUUCUGGGCGUGAUAAUGGGAGCUUUCCAGCUUGCGAUGGGCCUUUCGGAUCCGAAGGACGAGGCUACCAUGUUUGGACUGACGGCUGGGUUGGCGUUUUUCUUGGAGGCGUGUAAUGGGGCGAACUUUGCGCUUGUGCCGCAUGUGCAUUCGUUUGCUAAUGGUAUCGUCUCUGGUACUGUUGGUGGUCUGGGAAACCUUGGUGGAAUUAUCUUCGCGAUCAUCUUCCGAUACAAUGGGAGUCACUAUGCGCGCUCGUUGUGGAUCAUCGGUGUUAUCUGCAUUGCUGGAAACAUGCUUCUUUCUUGGAUCCGGCCAGUGCCUAGGGGCCAGACAACGCGGUCAUGA